Molecule: messenger RNA, 1131 nt
Organism: Leishmania braziliensis MHOM/BR/75/M2904
Lineage: Eukaryota; Euglenozoa; Kinetoplastea; Trypanosomatida; Trypanosomatidae
Exons: 1
Coding region: 1-1131 (376 amino acids)
Biological process (GO): inositol phosphate biosynthetic process
Cellular component (GO): cytoplasm; nucleus
Molecular function (GO): inositol tetrakisphosphate kinase activity; inositol-1,4,5-trisphosphate 3-kinase activity
Source: RefSeq, a predicted model, not a curated record
AUGUCGGGCGAGAGCUCUCCUCGUCAAUUUGAGGCUGUAGGCGGCCACAAGUCGUCUAUUUUUUAUGGUAAACCAACCCGAGACGGCCGCAGCACGCUCCAGAAGACGACGACAGCAUGGGAAAUUAUGUACUACCUCGCUAUGGAGCUCGCCAAGGAGGACGCGUUCAAGCAGCAUCCCAUCACGGCACACCCUCAUGUCGACGAAGCGCGCGCCAAGUUCAUCCACGCUGCGGGAAAGCUGGCUGUGUUUACCUCCACUCUCUUUUCCAUUCACUUCCCUGAGAAGUAUAUGACCAAGUCGGCAGCACUGAAGCCGUACAUCGGUCGUGUCAACGAGUGGAUCCUCAUGGAAGCCGGUGCGCCGGCCCGCGGUGCUGUUCUCGCACCGCUGUUCAACGAGCUCUUUGACGGUGCCGAGCAGCUGAAGGGCUUCAAUGAGGAGUAUGAUACAGGAAUCUGGGGUAUUGGCCUCGUCGAUGAGACGUCGGGCAUGCAGAGGCCGUGCAUUAUGGACGUCAAGCUCGGCUUUAUCCGGCACUCGCCACUGACACCGGAGGAGAAGGUGGCGCGGAUGAUGAAGAAGGAGCACAACUCGCUUGUGCGGAACACGGCGCUGCGCAUCUGCGGCUGCCGGCGGUACAUCCACGACACUUCGAACAACGAGGGCGCCGCGGCGACUUUGAUUUGCGAGCGCUUUGGUAAAGAUAUCGGGUAUGCCAUCUCCGACGUGCGAGUGCUCAGCACAUGCCUCACAGCAUUCAUGUCGAUUGGCGAGCCACUCGCGGAGAGAAAAGAAAAUGAGCAGCUCGACUUUCACCCUGAGGUGAUGGGCGCCAUCACCAGCGCGGAACAGGUGCACAUGAAGCAGCGCAUCCGUCACAUACGAGCUGAAAUUGAGUCGCUGCUCCACUUCUUCGAGGGUACGCCGGAUGGCACCUUCAUGCUGCAACACAUGGCCUUUGUUUCGGCAAGCGUCCUCCUGCUGUAUGAUGCGGCCGACUCGUCCGCGAGAGCCAAGCUCCGCUUCAUCGACUUUGCCCGAUCCACGUGGCGCAAGUUCAACUUUGAUGAGCCGACAAUUGGAUUUAUCCAGGGCCUUAAAAACCUGGACGCGUACCUCUCGUUUUAG